Microdochium trichocladiopsis is the source of this 4791-nucleotide messenger RNA. RefSeq lists its product as uncharacterized. The record is from RefSeq and is a predicted model, not a curated record. The coding region runs from base 204 to 4544 and encodes 1446 amino acids. Lineage: Eukaryota; Fungi; Ascomycota; Sordariomycetes; Xylariales; Microdochiaceae. The transcript has 3 exons.
CCAUCUCCUCCCGUCUCAACCUCUCCUCGUCUGCGUAUCCCGAGCACUUACGUAUCAAAGUCACAAUACAUUACCCUGCACACUUGGCACUGGCUCUGCAGCCCCCUUGCUAGGCUCCGGUCUUGUCGAGCCUUGGAGUGAUCCCUUGGCACCUGUGCGCAGCGAUGCUAAUGACGCCCGUCUAACCCAAAGUGCUCUCGUUCAUGUCCCACUUCUCGAGCGACAACAACCGCAACAGCUACGCUUCCACCACAACAGCCGCCCCCGCAACCUCGUCACCUGCGAGUGCUCUUCCUUCAACCAAACCCUCCUUUCCUCCAUACCCGCCGCCCGCCAAGUCAGACAGACACAGCUACGGCGAGCUGCAGCCAUCGCAGCCACAGCCCGCCUCGACCGCCUCUUCGCCGCCUGUCCCGUCAUCACCAGCAUGGGACAGCCGUGAGCAGUCUCCCGCGGCCGCCGACCCUUUCCCCACCAGCGCCUUCACGCCCCGGACAACCCGAGGUCGCAGCAACUCUCGCCCGCUAUCCAUGGUCAUGAGCUACCAGCCGCCCAUCAUGGACAUCAACGAGGACACAAUUCCCGAGCUCCAGCCGAUUUUUAGCUUCCUCAACAGCCACGGCAACAAGCUCUACCAGGAGGGCUACUUCCUCAAGCUCGACGACCAAAACACUCAGGGCAAGCCCAACCCGGAUCGGACUUGGACAGAAUGCUUCGCGCAGCUCGUGGGCACAGUUCUUUCGCUAUGGGAUGCCGCCGAGCUUGACGCCGCCGGAGAAGAUGGCGAGGUACUCCCGAAGUUUAUCAAUCUCACGGAUGCGUCUAUAAAAAUGAUUGAGUCACUACCGACAAGCUCAGCUGGAGAACAGCCUCUACAGAACAUACUCAGCAUCUCGACAGCAGGGAAGAACCGCUAUCUGCUCCACUUCAACUCGCGGCAUUCUCUGAUACAGUGGACCGCGGGCAUACGCCUGGCCAUGUUCGAACAUGCCACUCUCCAAGAAGCAUAUACUGGGGCUCUGCUUGCUGGCAAGGGCAAGCUUCUCAACAACAUUGGCGUCAUCAUGGAACGUGCGCGUUUUCCGGUCGAGCAAUGGGUUCGCGUCCGUUUCGGUGCCGGCAUGCCUUGGAGGCGAUGCUGGUGUGUCAUCACGCCACCAGACGAGAAGGAAUACCAGAAGAUGCAAAAGGACGUCAAGAAGAAGGGACCUUACGAUCGAACACGAGCUCCGCUCCUCAAAGGCGACAUCAGGUUCUACGACCAGCGCAAGGAGGGCAAGAAGCAGAAGAAGAUGCAACCGAUUGCCACGAUAACUGAUGCCUACUCGGCGUAUUCACUGUAUCCACAGGCCAAGUCGCUCAUCGAUGCCUCGACAUUGAUCAAGCUAGAAGGAAGCAUAACGAUCCACGCGGACCCGCCCUCCUCUAGCGAAGGCUUCGUCUUCGUCAUGCCUGAGGUGAACCCUGCCAUCUCUGGAUUCGAGAUGAUGAUGAGGUUCCUAUUCCCGACUUGGGACACUUUUGGUCUUUAUGGCCGCCCAGGAAGAUUGGUCACCAGCGUCCUGGACCAGAGAUCCCUCAUGUUCGCCAUGCCAAAACACAAGCGAUACGGGUACCUCGAGCUACUGGAUGUAUCAAGCCUGAUCCUCACUGACGGAAGCUCCGGGUGGAUUGAGAAGGAAUGGCGCAAGAAACUCAAAGAGCUCACUAGUACACGGAUGAACGUGGUCGGUGAAGAGCGAGAUACGGACAGUGGGCCGAGCAGUCGUUCCAACAGCAGAACUGGCUCUCGACUGAGUGGCGGCACGCCGCAGCCUGGCCAGCGGCAGCGCGUUGGAUUUGCGGAUGCGGCGGAGCAGCCACCAUCAAUGACGAGGGCUUCCCGUUCGAUGUCUCUGACCAAUCGGCCAAUGGAUCUCUCUGUUAACACAGGGGAACGGGCGCCGUCGGCAAUGGCUGGUUCGCAUUCACGGCACUCUAGAAAUGCGUCGGAUCCCUCACUGAUGGGCCCUCUACCGCACCACCCGGGUCUCCACCAGCCCAGCCCCUUGUCAGGUAGGACACCGACAAGCGCCCAGGGCUACCCUCGGGACCUUGCUUCCACUCCGGAGCGUAUGAGCUCAGAAGACGAGAUCACAUUCCAGCCUCCGGCUGUACAGAACACCCACAACAUGAGCACGCCGGAGCCAGUCAUCCGUCCGCCCAGGUUCUCUCACCUGCCAGGGGAGAAGCCAUCCACCCGGCCAUACCAUUCCCCGGAGCUUCGACGUGCCAACAGUCGGCUCUCAAGCACGACACUUGCCCAGCUCGCCCAGAAUGGCGGCGUUGCCUUUGACGGAGAAGCACCUACUGGACAUCCUGGCGACGAACAGGGCCCAAUGCCACCACCACACCGUGACCAAGCUGGUCCGCCACCGGUACUGCCUCACACCAACCAUCCUGGGAUGCCUGCUAAUACCGGUCCUGAAGCAAUGAACCAACCUUACCCACGAUCCCCUGGUCUUCCUCCUCCGGGCGUUGGAUUCCAGGAAAAUCGAUCUCAAUCGCCCAUGAACCCAAACCGAGGACCGCCGAUUCCUAAUCCCAACUACAGACGACCCAGCCCAGGACCUGGUCCCGACUUCCGAAGUCGCUCAGACUCUCGGCCUGGCACGGCAGGCAGCCAGCAUCGACCCAUGACUCCGGGAGGAGGCCCACCCGGUGGACGAGGUGGACCACCCCCUGGACGUGGUGGAGGGCCACCUUAUGGUCGCGGCGGUGGGCCGCCUCCAGGUCAUCCAGCGUACAGAGGUCGUGGCGGUCCAGGACCCGGACCUGGCCGAGGCCGUGGCAUGCCACCUCCGCAUAUGGCUCAACAAGCAGGGCCUAAUUCGUACCGCCAACCUGGGGCUCCUGGUCAGGAAGAACCGUUCAAUGUCAAUACCGUCAUCGCAAGGAAACCUGUUGUUAAUGGGUCUCUCCCUGCGCGUGGGGAUAGUCUACGGUCGCCCGUUGAGGCCUUCCCACCUCUGGCACAGUCAAGCACGAGCAGUUUCACCUCUGCCAGUAUUGACUCAGGCAUCAUGAACAAGAUCCAGGGACCACCCCCAGGCGAGCGUGCAGCGAUGCGACGACACGACACGAUGACCAGCCAAGUCAGUAGCAAUUACGGCGACAAUGUGUCAACUGCAAGCCCGGACUAUGCCAGCACGCGGCCAUCCAUUGAAUCGCAAGCAUCGAUGGAGCGACCUCGUGCUGGCGUGCUCAAGACUAUUGGCAAUGCUGAUGCCACGGCAAGCGGGCCGCCCCGCCGUGAGUUUGACAUGCCUGAGAUUGAUUUUGGCCCGACUGUGAACUAUGCCGCACAACAGAGGAGCAAGACCCCGACUGGACUACCACCAAAUCAACCCAAUGGGCCACAAGCUGCACAGCCAGCGCCUUUGUCGGCUGGUCUGCAGAGCUUCGCACCCGCACUUGGUCCGCAGCGUCGCUCACCUGCGCCCCAGGCUGCUCAUGACCGCCAGCCGUCCAACGAGGGCACGCGAAGGAGCAUGAUCUGGCAGCCGCCUUCGGCAUCAUCGCAUCAGGGUGGCUCUGGAGGAAGCGGGAUGUCUGCAGAGCAAUUUGUGCAGCAUCGGGCUGUCGCAGCAACACCCCAAUAUGCGCAUCACAGGCAAUCAUCAAGUGUCACCCUGAGCGGUCACCGUGCUGGCACGACACCCCCUCCCGGGAAUAGACCUGGUUCUCAGGACUACAUUGGCAUCGCCCAUUCCAGGAAUAACUCACAGGAGUUAUUGCAGCGCCCGAGCUCGCGGUCCGCUGGGGAUGUGCUGCAGCGUCCAUCGUCCCGAGAGCUCCUCCAGCGACCCAGCUCUCGCGGUGCCGGUGAGCUUCUUCAGCGUCCUGGUUCUCGUGGCGCUGGUGCUGUGCUAGGUGGGCAAGGAGAGUCCCACUUGUCCGCACGGGAACAGGAGCAGAUCGCUCGGGCUACUGGCUCGCCACUCAUCCAGAUGGCUGGCAACAAGAACGGACCCCCGGCCAGUGGGGGACUUGUCGGUGCGAUCCAGACUCGUGAGCGCGAGCGUGAGCAAGCAAAGCAGGGCUGGUCGAACGCCUCAACCCAACAGGCUAUUCAACAGAGACAGCUAGCACAACAACAACAGCAGCAGCAGCAGCAGCAGCAGGCCUACCAACAGCAAUAUGCUCAGGUGCCUGGGACUCCGGGUACUCCUCGGGGGCCUCCUCCUCUCAAUGGGUACUCGAACAUGGGGCGUGGCGUGGGCUAUGGGGUUCCACAGUCACCCAUGCAGCAGAACUUUGGGAUGCAGCAGGGAUAUUUCCCCGCCUCGCCAGGAGGCUUCGAGCAGCCGGGCAGUUGGGGUGGUGGCGGUGGUCUAGGAGCCAUGUCGCCUCAGUUGCAGCAUCCUCCACAGGGUUAUGGUGCCAUACAGCAGCCCGUGAUGCAGGUGAACCAGCAACAGGCGCAGUUUGUGCCUGGACCACAGCAGGGGCAAUAUCCGGCGCAAGGACAGGGCAGUUAUGGAUACCACGGUCAGGCCUUCUAGCGAUAGAGUGUAGGCAUGCGUGAGCUGGCUGGAGUUCAUGAUUUCUUCCCUUUUUUGUUUUUUGUUUAUCUCUCCCCUCUUCUCUUGGUUAUUCUGUACCAAAAGGAGAUUACUUGCAUACUGGCAUUUUUUUCUUUUCCCUUUGUGUUUAUUAUCCUCUCAUCCACUGGAAGUGGGCUGCAUAGCAUUUGGGUAUUUCGUAGCGUUAAAAAAAAAGACGGUUCAUCUCAUGGAAAAGUUAUGUCCC